ACGAAGUAUUGGUUGCAUACAUAAACAUCACUAAACAGUGUUGAACCUGCUAAACAGUGUCAAAUUACCUAUCGAGUUUAAGUAAAUAUAAUCAUUUAAGAAGAGAAUUGCAUUUAGUCUUUCUGUAUCUGUGUUUGUGAUUGCAAUAUAAAUCUUAAGGAAAGGAAGAAAUGUGAUGUAUUGAAAUUAAACUAGAGAAAAUGCUGCUGAAAAUUCCACUGCCCAAUUCACCAACAUGCUACAAGAACUUCUUCAUAUCAAUCAUACUACUGAUUGUAAUUAUUUACAUUUACCAAUUGACCACAUACACCAAAGUUAAUUUAGUUUACUAUGACAAAGUGCGUUUGGUCAAUCUGCAUAAGUUGCCAGUGAAAUUACUUGAGGACUCUGUAAAGAAACCAGCAAUUCUGAAUAAGAAAUGCACUUACUGGGAUUGCUUUAAUCUGUACAGAUGUGGGAACACUGGGCAUGAUCGUAUUACAGUAUAUGUGUAUCCACUGAAGAAGUACCUGGAUGGCAGAGAUGCAAGCUCUGUCAUCUCCAAAGAAUAUUAUCGAAUAUUAGAAGCUGUGAUAGAUUCCAAAUAUUACACUGCCAAUCCAAAUGAAGCUUGCCUGUUUGUGCCCUCAGUGGACACAUUGAGUCAAGACAAUUUGCAGACCAACUUCACCACAAAGAUUUUGAAUAACCUGGAAUACUGGUCAGGAGGAGAGAAUCAUUUAAUUUACAACAUGAUUGCUGGAAAAGCACCCGAAUUUUCACCAGUUGUUGAACUUGAUGUUGGCAAUGCCAUGAUUGCUGGUGCAGACUUUGAUACAUUCACAUUCCGGACAGGAUUUGACAUUUCCAUUCCAAUUUUCAGUCCAGUCUUGAAAUUGGCUGAGGAACCUGAAAUUAAUUACAACCGACCAUGGUUCUUAACUUCAUCUCAGAUAAGUAUAGAUCCACUAUAUAUGCAAGAACUUGAAGAUUUGCAAGCCAAAACCUCGAAUAUUUUGAUAUUGGACUCGUGCUAUUACCAUAACUACACGAAGCGAUGCGAAAUCAGCACGAAUCAACCGUACGACUAUCCACAGAUUUUGCAGAAGAGCACGUUUUGCACGAUCUUCAGAGGCGAACGAAUGGGACAGACCGCUUUAUUGGAGUCGAUGGCAGCUGGCUGUAUCCCCGUGAUCAUGAUGGACAGUCCUAUAAUGCCCUUUAACGAUGUCCUAGACUGGAAGCGGGCUGCAAUCUUCAUACUUGAAGAUCACAUAGAUAAUACAAUGACUGUGUUGAGGAAGAUAACGCCACAGCAUGUUAGAGAAAUGCAAAAGCAUGUGCGUUUCCUGUACAAUACAUAUUUCUCUUCUUUCAAGCAAAUUGUUGAGACCAGCUUGGAUAUCAUUCAGGACAGAGUGUUUCCACAAUGGGGACGAGUUUACGAUGACUGGAACGUUUCUCCAGACGAUAGAACUUCGAAUCCGCUUUUCCUUCCUAUUACAGCACCAAGGGCCCAAGGUUUCACAGCUGUAAUAUUGACAUACGAUCGUCUCGAAAGUCUCUUUAUUUUGAUCGAAAAAAUCUCGAAAGUUCCAAGUUUGAUGAAGAUUGUUGUAGUGUGGAAUCACCAGAGAAAAGCACCGCCUGCGUUAUCCAAAUUUCCACAAAUUGCCAAACCAAUUUCGGUAAUAAGAACCAAGGCUAAUAAACUGUCCAAUAGAUUCUUGCCAUACGAAGAGAUUGAAACUGAAGCAAUACUAUCCAUUGAUGAUGAUAUAGUGAUGUUAACAUCUGAUGAGCUCGAGUUCGGCUACGAAGUUUGGCGCGAGUUCCCGGACCGUAUCGUUGGAUUUCCGUCAAGGACUCACAUUUGGGACAACGUCACUAAAAGCUGGAAGUACGAAUCUGAAUGGACCAACGAAAUUUCAAUGGUUCUCACCGGUGCCGCCUUCUACCACAAGUAUUGGAAUUACUUGUACACAACGGCGCUGCCAACGGGUGUUAAAAAUUGGGUCGAUGAUCAUAUGAAUUGCGAAGACAUCGCUAUGAACUUUCUCGUUGCGAAUAUAACGAAUAAGCCACCUAUAAAGGUUGCACCUAGAAAGAAAUUUAAAUGUCCGGAAUGCACCAACAACGAGAUGCUUUCAGCCGAUUUGGGCCACAUGGUGGAGAGGUCGCAGUGCGUGGACUUCUUCACGAAAGCUUUCGGAAGGAUGCCUUUGCAGUCGGUCGAAUUUAGAGCUGAUCCUGUUCUUUACAAAGAUCCAUUCCCCGAGAAACUCAAACGCUUCAACAACAUUGGGAGCUUGUAAAUAGUAAUGUGAUAAUGUAUAUAGGUUUAGAAGAAUUAUUUUUUAUUUGUAUAUUGAAACCGUUUAUA
This is a messenger RNA of Nicrophorus vespilloides, 2362 nucleotides long. It is a transcript of the gene sotv, whose product is annotated as exostosin-2. Gene Ontology annotation, cellular component: membrane. The coding region runs from base 201 to 2294 and encodes 697 amino acids. The record is from RefSeq and is a predicted model, not a curated record. The transcript has 7 exons. Gene Ontology annotation, molecular function: glycosyltransferase activity. NCBI's taxonomy places the organism in Eukaryota, Metazoa, Arthropoda, Insecta, Coleoptera, Silphidae.